Messenger RNA from Melampsora larici-populina 98AG31, 630 nucleotides. RefSeq lists its product as uncharacterized. The coding region runs from base 1 to 630 and encodes 209 amino acids. The record is from RefSeq and is a predicted model, not a curated record. The transcript has 2 exons. Lineage: Eukaryota; Fungi; Basidiomycota; Pucciniomycetes; Pucciniales; Melampsoraceae.
AUGAUGAAACGUGGGUAUUGGGCUGGUUUUCACUAUUGGUGUAAGGUAGUGCGGUCUAUAGAGGGAGUUUUGGGAGUAUGGCAUUAUGAUGAGGCUCAGAAUGGUGGUUUUGCUCAACUUCUAGACCGUGAUGUGGAAAAAUCACAAAUAGGUGAUGUGAUACAUGGUAUGAUGAAGAAGUUUUCCAAACUAAGUCAUUUAAUUCCUUUCUCGAUGCCCUCGGACAGAUUCCCUGUAGGAGGUGGUCUGCCACAAGAUGAAGACAAUGCCGAAGCAGCCGCUAAUGAAGAACACAAUAACAAACAUGAUGUAGAUUUGAAAGUGGAAGCAGAAGAGGAAGUUGACGAACUUAAGGAAGAAUCACUCAAAGCUCAGGAACUCGAAGACAAAGCAAUCAUUGAAGAAUUGACGUCAAGCCCUGUUGUUCAGCCUCCUCCUCCUCAGCAUUUCAAAAUCAAGGUCAAACUGGCUGCACGAGAACCAGAGAAAAACCAAGAUGGUGAAGGGCCUACCAGUACGGAAGAUGUGAAGCCACUCAAAAGGACUCAACGUUUGAAGAAGGCUAUUGUUGACGAAGAACAUGUUAAACCUGUAAAAGCCAUCAGAAAAAAAGGUGGUAAAAAACGCUGA